GAAGCAAAAUCACACCCUACAAAAAGAACGGUGCCCUCUCACUAGUUUGGCACUUGGCAUUUCUCAAGAGAGCAGAGCCUGUUGCAAAAAAACAAAGAAAAAACAAGACAAGAUCCAAUUGAAAAAUUAAGAUUCUGUGAAAAAGAAAAUAUCCUUUUAAAACUUAGUGUAAGAUCCUUCAUUAUGGCUUGCUUCUUUGACUCCUCUAAUGGUGACCCAACUACACUUGAAUACAACACCAAGCCACAGAAUGGCCAAGUCUAUGUGAUGUACCACGGAACCACAAGAAGGAAAGCCAAGAUCAUCAAGAAGUAUGGCUUCCAGCGCUCCAAUGAUGGCAUGCUAGGUCCUGGAGUAUAUGUUAGCCGGGACAUCCAUAAAGCCAGCAGGUAUCCUAUACGCUCCAGGCCCGAAAAUCGAGCUGUCCUUGAACUUCUUGUCAAUGUAGGCCGGGUCAAGAAGAUUAACAAGCAGGAUCACCCAUUGCAAAAGACAUGGCACAAUUAUGGGUAUGACACUGCCUGGGUGCCACCCAAAUGUGGAAUGGUGCGCAGCGGUCGGGAAGAAGACUGUGUCUGGGACCCCAGAAGAAUUCGGGUUACAGCAAUUCUAGAUCCUGUGUUAACUGAUGAUGAAGAAGAUGAUGAUGAUGAAGAAGAAGAAUGUUAUGAAGAUUAAGGGGUCUGCUCAUUUCAAACUAGCACCAUGUCCAGGCACUGGCACACAUGUAAUUAUGUUCCCACCAACCUAAACAAUAAC
Messenger RNA from Polypterus senegalus (gray bichir), 759 nucleotides. RefSeq names its product calsequestrin-2-like. The transcript is spliced from 4 exons. Lineage: Eukaryota; Metazoa; Chordata; Cladistia; Polypteriformes; Polypteridae. Gene Ontology annotation, molecular function: NAD+ poly-ADP-ribosyltransferase activity. Gene Ontology annotation, cellular component: cytoplasm. The coding region runs from base 184 to 678 and encodes 164 amino acids. The record is from RefSeq and is a predicted model, not a curated record.